This is a messenger RNA of Petromyzon marinus (sea lamprey), 2015 nucleotides long. It is a transcript of the gene PHLDA2, whose product is annotated as pleckstrin homology like domain family A member 2. Gene Ontology annotation, molecular function: phosphatidylinositol phosphate binding. Gene Ontology annotation, biological process: positive regulation of apoptotic process. Lineage: Eukaryota; Metazoa; Chordata; Hyperoartia; Petromyzontiformes; Petromyzontidae. The record is from RefSeq and is a predicted model, not a curated record.
GUCGUCAGCAGCAGCAUCAACAGUAGCAGCAGCUGUAGCUGUAGCUGUGUGUGUGUGUGUGUGGGGGCCCAACGCUUGCCUGCCCUUCCCCGUACAGCACCCACCCCGCGCUGAACAACGCGUAUCAUCCACAUGGUCGUUAUGCAUUAACAUUGCUCGCCAAGCGGAUAUUUCACGGCAUCUGCUUGCCCUAGACUGGGGCUUGUGUGUGUGUGUGUUUUUGUUCUUUUGAUUUCUAGACCGAACCUCGGACUGUCAUUACCGCUAUAUUUCAUAUAUUUUUUUAUUUGGGGGGUGGGGGUGGUGGGGGGGGGUUAAAGUAAUUAUUUUCACCGCUGCUUUCGGAAUCGUUCUCAACAGCGAAGACACCGUGAAGAUAACGCCAGCAGCAGCAGCCCAGGCACUACCAGACGGUGUCAACCGGAGGACGUCAGCCCGUCGCUCUCGAGCUCAGCAGGAAGAGACCCCUGGUCACACGGAGGCCCCCAAGACAGAUCCGAUAGACAGGGCGAGAGGACCGGGUUGGGGGUGGUGGGGGGGGCCGAGGUUGGGUGGGAGCCCGCGGUGGGGGGGGGGGGUCCCAAGCGCUCGACGUCCUCAUUGAGCUCGUCGACUGCACCUCGUCGACUGCACCUCGUCGUCCGCCCCUCGUCAUCCGCCCCUCGUCGACUGCACCGUCCACCUCGCGAGAGGAGGAUGCGAAACACGGUCCCCAUGGACCCGCGGCAGGUGAUCAAGGAGGGCGAGCUGGAAAAGCGCAGCGACAACUUCUUGCAGCUGUGGAAGAAGAAGCUUUGUGUCCUCACCCCGGAGGGCCUCAGCAUCUCUGACGCCGAGGAGGGGUUCAUGAGGCCCCGGCGUGGCGGUGGUGGUACAGCUGGCGCUGGUGGAGCUGUCGCGGGUGCUGGUGCUGGUGGUGCUGGUGGUGUUGGUGGUGGUGGCUCGGCCAAGGAGCUGCCCUUCGCCAGCAUCAAGACGCUGGACUGUGUGGAACGCAAGGGCAAGUACGUGUACUUCACCAUCGUGACGGCCGAGAAUAAGGAGAUCGAUUUCCGCUGCCUGGACGAGACGGGGUGGAACGCGCAGAUCACUCUGGCGCUGGUGCAGUUCAAGAACCAGCAGGCGGUGCGGGAGGCGAGGGCACGGCAGCAGCAGCAGCAACAGCAGCAGCAUCUGCCACAGUCCGUGCGCAAUUGACAACCCGUCCGCGUUUAUAAAGUGUGCCACUUGGAGCCUGCGAUCGAGUCCCAGAGGCUGCAAGCAGAUUGGAAGCGAGUCACCGGCUUCCCCUACCCCCACCUCUGCCAAGCACAAAGCAGCGACCCUCCCCUCCUUUUUGCCGAUCUUUCGCAGCCAGCUUUUUUUUGUAGAUAGCCCGCAGUUCCCGAACAAGUUGCUACGGUACCGCGCCGCAUGCGUGCACACGGCGCAACGCGCUCACACCGCACCUCCCGCGCGUGUAUCGGCGACGGCGCGAGAGCGGGCACGUGUCAGUCGCGUGUGGUUGCUAAUCUGCCUGCCAUGCAAAUGCCCGGGAGCGGGCCCAUCCCCCCCCACCACCACCCCCCCCAAGUAGUUGGACAAGAAACGGCAAUUUUUUUUGCUUGACGUGGCAUGGCGACGGGCUCCCUCGCAGUCGGGGAAGAGAUGACGGGACUUUUGCCGAUUGGGAUCUGCGCGCGAAUCUUCAUGCCGAGGAAUGUCAUCGUCGUCGUCGUCCGGAGGAGGAGGAGUUGUCGGGGGGGGAGGAAGAAAGAGAAACAGUGUUACCUGCUGUAGUGUAUAAUUAUAUUGUACGUUUGUGAUUCACCACGUUUUAAGUGGAGAUGUGAUUCAUGCUUCUUCUUUUGUUGUUGUUAUUGUUGUUGAUGAUUCUUCUUUCCUGUCCAUUAGAACUUGCACCUAGUGAAUGGGCAGUGUUGUGUGGAUCAAACCGAUUGUUGGUUGUUGAGAGCUCUUGUGUCUGCAUUGCUCCACUGUUAAUAUUAUUUACAUCAAUAAAAAAUAACAUACAA